AUGUCGCAUGAGGUGUUUCGUCUCACGGAGCUGAAGCAGAAGCUGCCGUACAAAAUUGAGAGCAUCGCCACCGCCCGCAACCUCUUCUUUUUGGGCACGAGCGACGGCAAACUGAUCGUGUACGAGGUCUCUCUCCAGGAACAUGACGCCCAGUGCGUCUACAUCCACUCCUCGAAACACAAGCAGCCCAUCCGCAUGAUUCUCCCCAUUGUGGAGCGGGAUGUUCUGCUCCUGGUGGCGGGUGACGUGAUUGCGGUGCACCAGCUGAAUCGCAUGACCUCCGCCCAGCUAGACCGCCUCCCGGAGGACCGCCUGCCCGAGCUGAGUGCGGUCAGGGGAACCAAGGACAUCGUCGCACUGCACCUGAAGCGGCAACGGGGCACCUUCUACUUGGCGGUGCUGCAGCGCAAAAAGAUCACCGUCUACGCCUACAGGGAGCAGCUGAGGGAGUUCGUGAUUAUGAACGAUGGUCUGCUACUGCCAGACGGGGCCAAGACGCUUGUUUGGGUGGGGAAGAAUCUCCUGAUUGGGUUCCGCCGGGAGUACGUCCUCAUGCACGUCCCGAGCGGUGCCACGGACUGCCUGUACCCCACCGGCAAGAGCGGCAUCCCGCUGCUCCUCUCGCUUGACCCGGUGCCGGAGGUGCUGGUGGGCGAGGAAAACACCGGCGUGCGUGCGCUGCAUGACGGCAGUCUCGUGCCGGAAAAAAAGAACGGCAUACCGUGGCCGUCGAUCCCCACCAGUGCGGCGUACGUUCACCCCUUUCUCCUCACCGUGCAUGACAGUGGCAACUGCAUUGAAGUGCGACUGCCGUUCUUUACCGGCAGCGCGGAGGCGGCAAACCCCACGCUGUGGCAGAGCAUCAGCCUCAAGUGCGCCGACCGCAUCUCGCAGCGCCCCUUUGCCGACUUUGACGUCAGCCUGCCAAAGGAGGCCGCGCCCCCCGACGCGUUGCGCAAGGACAUCACGAUUGUGCUUACCAGUAACAACACGGUGCACCUGCUCGAGCUCGUGCCUAUUAGGGAGCAGGCCCUCGCACUCUCCUCCGUGGACGCCGUCGAGGCGGGUCUGCUGCUCUGCCAGCUGUGCGCCAACGAGGUGGAUCAGACAACGGUGCGCAGCCUCAAGAGGCAGUUUGCGCUGUGGAGCUUCAAUGCGCAAAAGGACUUCAGAACGGCUAUGCUGCGCUUUCGCGACGCCAACGUCGACCCACGCCUCGUUAUCGACCUCUUCCCGGGCUUUCUCACGCAACGCGCGCGGGCGACAUGGCAGCCGCCGCAGACGCACGCGACAGACCUCGCCCAGCAGUUGCCAGAUGCCGCCGCGGCUUUUCUCGACUAUGCGGUGCCGCUGCGCCGGGAGUACGCGACGGCGGAGGCCGAAGUGCUUGCCGAGGCCAUUGACACCGCCAUUCUGAAGGCAUACGUUGUCGUUGGGCACGAACCGCAGCUGCUUGCAUUUCUGGCCGAAGACAACGCAUGCUCGCUCGCCGAGUCGGAGGCGUUUCUGGCGGACAGGGAGCAAUGGGUGGCGCUGGUCGCGCUCUGGUGCCGCCACGGGCAACACCGCAAAAGUUUGGCGCUGCUCUACGCACUCGGCACGACAGGGGAACGCAUCCGGCUGGACUCCCUCGUAACGACGUCGUCUUCGCGCGUUGGGCUUCCCUUUAACGCGGCGUUCGCGCGGCUUCUUCAGCCGCUGCUGGACAAGGCCUUUGGGGGAGUUGGCGGCCUGCUUGCCGCUGCCUCUGAGGGUGGCCACGCGGAUUUUAUGCCGCAAACUGUUCUGGCGCGGCUUCUUGCCGAGGUUGCCGUGGAGGUGGAGCAGUCGCAGCAAACGCACCUGCUGCGGCGCUGCGUGGGCGUGGUGGGGACGCUGCUGUACGUGCGGUUGCUCUCGUGGGGGGAGCGGGAGAGCAUGGCGUUGGUCGAGGAAUAUUCGCCGUGGAUUCUUGCCAAUGUCCCGCCGCGGUGGUCGGUCCGGAUGUUUACCGCCGCGGACAUCCAGCCGAAGGACUACGCCGCCGUGCUGCGUCUCCUCGGCAGUGACAUGCGCGGCAUUGGCAGGACGCAGCCGCAUGAGCGUGUUGCUGAGUGGCUUUCUUUGGUCUUUGCGGACACCUGCAACUUGUGCACAGACGCCUCACUGCACGACGCGUACUUCCAAAGCCUGGUGCGGCUUGUGUUGUCACCGUUGUGCGCGGCGGGUGAGUCGGUGGCGGAGCGGGAGGAGGAGGAGAAGGAGCAGCAGCAGCGGAGGGCAACAGGGCGCCAGCGUCUGGAAAACUUCCUGCGGUCCUCGCACCACAUAGACCUCGCAAGGGCGCAGACUGUUUUGGAGCAGCCGGAGGCGCGGGGGCAAAUGUAUGCGGAGCGCGCCAUCAUUUACCGUCGGCUCACGUUGCACGAGGAGGCCAUCCGCAUGUUUCUGUACGAGGCGCGGACAGCUGCGGGCGGCGCAGGACUACGCGACUCGCGUGGGCCGCGAUGGAGAGGACGCCUUUCAGAUUCUUCUGCGCCUGCUGCUCAGCCCGGGGGACGAGUGCGGCGCGCCGUGGCUGAGUGA
This is a messenger RNA of Trypanosoma conorhini, 2565 nucleotides long. Its product is annotated as CNH domain-containing protein. The transcript has a single exon. Gene Ontology annotation, biological process: endosomal vesicle fusion; vesicle-mediated transport; autophagy. Bases 1 to 2565 code for a protein of 854 amino acids. Lineage: Eukaryota; Euglenozoa; Kinetoplastea; Trypanosomatida; Trypanosomatidae. Gene Ontology annotation, cellular component: cytoplasm; membrane. The record is from RefSeq and is a predicted model, not a curated record.